UUCUGGUAGAGAGGGAGGGGCUUCAUACAGACUGGGGUCAUCAGAAACAUGGCGUGGAGAGGAUGUACAAUAAAUUGGAUCAAGACAGAGUUCAUCAGACCUAGAAAUAUAACAUCUCCGAGGUGUAGAUUCAACCAUUACACUCAGCAGAGAUGUUUUCGACGAGAAGCCAAAAGACCAGAGACAAAGAAAGUCAAUGUCACCCAGGAAUCCAAGGCCUCGCCCUCUGAAGGCGGCACACCGGGACCCCCACCCCCUCCAAAAAUCCCCAGACCGACUCUUCUCAAACCUCUGAUUUUCACAGUAGGGUUUACAGGCUGCUCCUUUUGUGUGGCUGCCAUCCUGCAAUAUGAGAACCUCAAGUUAAAAGUUCAGGCUGCAAAAGAUGAGGAAGAGUCAGAAAAACUCUUACAGGGCACCCAUGACAUGGCAUACUGGCAUGAGUGGUGGAAUCAGCUAACAGGCUUCCAGAAACAACUUAUACUUCUAAUGUCCACAGUUGAUGAUUUCUGGAGCAGCCUCACUGAGGGACAGAAGACUGUCACAGGUAUUAUAGCAUUAAAUACUGCAGUCCUGUGCUGCUGGCGGAUCCCUUCAUUGCAAAGGAAGAUGAUAAAGUACUUCACAUCGAACCCCGCCUCCAAGACACAGUGCCUUCCAAUGCUUCUGUCUACAUUCAGCCAUUACUCCAUUAUCCACAUGGUGGCCAACAUGUAUGUCCUGUGGACGUUCUCCUCAGGAAUCGUCUCUCUCCUCGGGAAGGAGCAGUUUCUUGCAGUUUACACGUCAGCUGGUGUUAUUUCCACUAUGGUUAGCUACAUGUGUAAAACAGCCACUGGACGACUGUAUCCAUCAUUAGGAGCGUCUGGUGCAGUCAUGGCUGUACUGGCUGCAGUCUGUGCUCGAGUGCCAGAAGCAAAACUAGGCAUAAUUUUCCUUCCCAUGGUCACUUUUACUGCAGGAAACGCACUGAAAGCGCUCAUUGCCGUGGAUACUGCAGGACUUGUUCUGGGAUGGCGGUUCUUUGACCAUGCAGCUCACCUGGGAGGAGCCCUGUUUGGAAUAUGGUAUGUUGCUUACGGUCACAAAGUAAUUUGGAGGAAGAGGGAGCCGCUCGUGAAAAUGUGGCAUAACAUGCGCUCUGCAGGUGGAUCCAGGCCUGGAGGGGGUCCUGGGGCUGGUGGUGGUGACGGUGGGAAACCAGGAGCGUAAUAAUACUGUUCAAGGUCAAUGUGAUCUGCUUUUGUUCCACGUGUUCCACAGUUACCUCAGAAUCUGCAAGGAUGCUGGAAAUGCAUAGAGACAGAGACAGAAUUUAUUGUAUAAUAAUAAAUAUUGUGUUUCUUCCAAA
This is a messenger RNA of Sphaeramia orbicularis (orbiculate cardinalfish), 1351 nucleotides long. It is a transcript of the gene parla, whose product is annotated as presenilin associated, rhomboid-like a. The coding region runs from base 49 to 1212 and encodes 387 amino acids. NCBI's taxonomy places the organism in Eukaryota, Metazoa, Chordata, Actinopteri, Kurtiformes, Apogonidae. Gene Ontology annotation, cellular component: membrane. Gene Ontology annotation, molecular function: serine-type endopeptidase activity. The record is from RefSeq and is a predicted model, not a curated record. The transcript is spliced from 10 exons.